AUGUUUAUCGGUUCUAUGUCCUUAUUCAUAACAAUCACAGCGCACAUCAUUUGCACAGUGAUACGCCUUUUCCAAGCGUUUGUAUUGUAUGAAGACGGAACACAGCCAUUGUACUUUUACGCCGACCUUCGUCAAACUACUGAGGUCGUCAAGACGGGGUUUUUGGUCACGAGUCUAAUCGCAGGCGAUGUAAUGGUCAUAUAUCGUGUUUGGAUUGUGUGGAGUCAUAAAAAGGCAUUCAUCAUCUUCCCUCUGUGUACGCUCAUUGGCUUGAUCAUCUGCGGUAGCGGGAUUACCUACCAGUUCUCCCAGUACGUGCCAGGAGAGGUUGUUUUUGAGUCCGUUGCUGGGCGCUGGAUUACUAGCAACUGUGUAUUCACGCUGUGCACAAAUGUUUACUGUUCCGCUGUGAUCGCCUGGAAGGUUUGGAGUAAUCAUAACGCGAUUAGUAGGCAUGGGGGCAGUAAUCUCAUGGGAGUUCUGGCGAUGUUCAUCGAGAGCGCCAUUCUCUACACCACCUGGACGCUAAUUUUCUUCAUCACAUAUCAAACCAAGACCAACGUACAAUUCCCUAUCGUGGACACAUGGCCGGCCGUCAGUGGCAUCUCUUUUAUGCUCAUCAACGUGCGAGUGGGCUUGGGCAAGUCCAUCGGAACGUCGCAAAUCGACUCUAGAAAUGCCUCGGGAACGGGUUCCGCGGCUCCGGGAAUACUAGGCAACCGAUCCUAUCCACUGCGGCCCCUCACCGUCGAGAUCAGCCAAUCCACGCGGCGGGACAACGAUCUGGAUGUGCCUGUGAAAGGAAUGUUUCCUACGAGUGGAGAUCUGAGCGAUGGAACUCAGGCAUGGGAUGUGUAA
Messenger RNA from Rhodofomes roseus, 858 nucleotides. RefSeq lists its product as uncharacterized. Bases 1 to 858 code for a protein of 285 amino acids. The record is from RefSeq and is a predicted model, not a curated record. NCBI's taxonomy places the organism in Eukaryota, Fungi, Basidiomycota, Agaricomycetes, Polyporales, Fomitopsidaceae. The transcript is spliced from 8 exons.